This is a messenger RNA of Schistosoma bovis, 2988 nucleotides long. NCBI's taxonomy places the organism in Eukaryota, Metazoa, Platyhelminthes, Trematoda, Strigeidida, Schistosomatidae. The record is from the annotation of a GenBank genome assembly.
CAUGAGGGAUAUUUUGUAGGGUGUGAAAUAUAUAUUUAACAAAUUUAGUUGCUAAAGGCCUGAUUUUAAUCGCCAUCUCAUUUAAAAAAAUAGAGUUCUUCAAGUGGUAUGAACCAUUGGAUAAUAAAUUAAUGAUCUCAAAUUAACGCGCUAACCGUGAAAAUUGAGGGUUUUGUGUUCGAUUUCUGGUGAGGUCGUGUGAGUAUACUUUUAAGAAAUGCCAAACUACAACAAAGUCGCUGUUUAGUAGUUCUUGUAUAUGUGUUUGUCUAACUAGGAAAGCCGUAAUGCAAACUACGAACUACUUUACAAACCUCAUAAGUAAACUAUAUUGUUUUGCAAGUUGUUAGUGCAAUGUUACAAUAUUAAUUUUUAUUGAGAGAGUUAAUUAUUCAAUGUUAAUCCCCAGGCUUUUGUUUAAAUUAAGUGUGACUUUUAUUGAAAAAAUUUAAUUGCUUUAAUUCAUAGGAUUAAAAUAAAUAGAAAUAAACAUUUUCUUGUCAGUUUGAUUCCUCUAAUGAUGCACUUUUUAGUGGUAAACUUCAAUUAUCAUUAUAUUUGUAAUUGUGUGUAAGCAUACUCUCAUGUAAUGGUACAUUUCAUAAACAAUCGAUGGAGUAAAAGGCAUCAUUUAAAGUGCAUAAGUAUUUAUAACAAUUAUGAUGUAAUAGACGCGUAAUAUUGAAUAAUUUUAAGAUAAAUAUAUAUACAGUAAAAUAUUAUGAAUUCGAUUUCACUGUUUCAUUAUAAAAAGGAAGUCAUUAAAAUUAAGAGAAAUGUAUAAAGUAAACAUGGAACUAAGUUGUUCGUUUUUCAAUAUAUUCAUUAUUUUGCUUGUUUCUGUUGAUUAUACAAAAUGUAUGUCAAAUGUAAUAAGUGGCAAAAUACUUAUACCAGUAUCAUUUGGGGCUUAUGCUUCAUUGGAUUAUCCAUUCAUAGUAUUGUGGGGGGAACAUAUUUAUAGACCUUACAAAAUACCAUUUUAUUAUGGUAAGUAUAACGAUAAAUAUAAUUACUACUAUUAUCCUAAUUAUAAUUCGCAAUCGGUGGUACCCAUUGAAUACAGUUCAUCAUUAUCAUCAUAUGAGAAUUAUGGAGAUAAUCAUAAUAAUGAAAUAUUGGAAAGUGAACGACAGGCGGAAGAUUUAUAUUAUUAUGACAGAAAUACAAAUGAUAAAACUUCACCUACCAGUCAAAAAGAUGAUCGAAGUUAUAAAAAUGACAAUUAUCAGACAUCCUUUUAUGAUAAUAUUAAAUAUACCCAGCCAGAUUAUAACGCAGUUAAGAAAAAUAAAUCAAAUUCUAUGUAUAGUAAAUACAAUUACAAGAUGCCUGAAGUUACAAAUUCACAUAACAGGAAACGCUUACACAAAGAAUCGACAUACAAGUAUAAACCUAAUGUAAAUAAACUAAAGAAAUUCGGAUAUAAUGAUCAAUACAAAGUAUCAAAGACAGUUUAUUCUAAUGAUAACCUUAGAAAAUAUCACAACAAUAACAGGAAAGUAAGUUAUCAAUCAAGUAAAUCUAAUGAUCACUAUCAAUUCGAUGAUCACUAUCAUUUCGAUAAUCAGCAUCAUAUCGAUAAUCAUCAUUAUAUCGAUGAUCACCAUCAUAUCAUUGAUCAACAUCAUAUCGAUAAUGAACAUCGUAUGGAUAAUCCCCAUUAUAUGGAUGAUCACCAUCAUAUCAUUGAUCAACAUCAUAUCGAUAAUGAACAUCGUAUGGAUAAUCCCCAUUAUAUGGAUGAUCACCAUCAUAUCGUUGAUCAACAUCAUGUCGAUAGUGAACAUCAUAUCGACACUGAACAUCAUAUCGAUAAUAACUAUCAUAUCAAUGAUCACAUAAUUAGGUCUUUAAACAAGAAUAACGAUAAGUUAGCAACAAUGAAAUUGAAACAUUAUAAUCAACUUAUUGAUUAUAUGAGUAAACCGGAUUAUGAUAAUAAAAAUUAUAAUAAAUUUAAUUAUAGAAAAUAUCAAAAUCCUAAACGUGUUUACAAGAAACCAAUGAUCAAUAGUCGAGAAAUGUUAAAUGAUGUUUAUGAAAAAAAGAAAUUAAAGAAUGGCGAUAAAAAACGUCGAGAGGAAUACAGUGAUGAUCGAAAUGAUAAACCAAAACCUGACAAUGAAAAGAAUUAUAUUGAUAGAAAAACCAAUUAUGAUGAGGGGAUAAAUAGAAAAGCUCCCCCCAAAAAAAAGGGUAAAUCAGAUAAGAAGAGAGAAGACAAUAAAAAAGAGGGUAAUAAAGAAGUAAAACAUCCAAGUGAAGAUGAUGUUAGUGUGAUUAAAGUUGUCAAUGAAUACGCAUAAACAUAGAGUAAUGAAUAUAAUAAUAAUGUAAUGAUAAUUUAAUCCUAAAUAUAAUAAUUUAAUGUAAUAAUAAUAUGGUUGCCUUUUUAUAAUUCUGCUAUGAACUGUUGAUCAUUCAUUCUGAAAAUCAAAAUGAACUUGAAUGAAUAAAAGUUGGUAAAAUGAUUAAUCAGGUUUGCAAUAAAACUUAUUUCUCUUUCUUAAAAAAAACUUUUGUACAGACUCAUUGUACUUAAGGGUUUAAUCUACUGAUUACGCUCAUUUCUAACGCCCAAUCAGUCGAGUUAUGCAAAGAGACAGGAGACCAAAAUUGCGUAGCAAACUUUAUUGCUAAUAGCUAAAUAGUGGUGCUUUUAGUUCAUGCAAAUAUUUAGGUGAUCAAAAUGGUAUAGAAAAAAAAUCUUUCAUAAGUGACAAUGGUUAAGUGAAUAAUUUACCAAUCAUAGCUCGAUUAUAUUUGGAUUUUAUUUACUGAGGAAAAUUCUACGUCAUUAUGUGGUUUGUACAACUUGAUUUUGAAUGUAAUUCUUACAGGAAUUGUAAAUAGCUAAGUUUGCAAUACUUUUUAUCCAUAAACUUGGUUUAUUGGAAGUUGGAUUUCAGAGACGUUUGUGCCAAAACUAGCUACCUGUUUACUUUUAGAAAUUUAGAACUAGAUAAAUUCAAUUCUUGCAUAAUA